AAAUUCUCACUUCCACAGUAUCCCCAAUUAUCUGCUCAAUUUCUCGCGAAAACGAAGCAAAAUGCGUGAGAUUUUGCACAUUCAGGGAGGUCAAUGUGGGAACCAAAUCGGAGCCAAGUUCUGGGAAGUUAUCUGUGCGGAGCACGGUAUUGAUUCCACCGGAAGGUAUCAAGGCGACAAUGAUCUUCAAUUGGAGCGCUUAAAUGUGUAUUAUAACGAAGCGAGUUGCGGAAGGUUUGUUCCACGCGCCGUCCUCAUGGAUUUGGAGCCAGGAACCAUGGAUAGUGUCAGAUCCGGGCCUUAUGGUCAGAUUUUCCGGCCCGAUAACUUCGUCUUUGGACAGUCCGGUGCUGGUAACAACUGGGCCAAAGGACACUACACUGAGGGAGCGGAGCUUAUUGACUCGGUUCUCGAUGUUGUGAGGAAGGAGGCUGAGAACUGUGACUGCUUACAAGGUUUUCAGGUUUGUCACUCUUUGGGAGGUGGAACUGGAUCAGGAAUGGGAACUCUACUUAUUUCUAAGAUCAGGGAGGAGUACCCGGACAGAAUGAUGCUUACUUUCUCUGUGUUCCCUUCCCCGAAAGUUUCAGAUACCGUUGUUGAGCCCUAUAAUGCUACUCUCUCUGUUCACCAGCUUGUUGAGAAUGCAGAUGAGUGUAUGGUCUUGGACAAUGAAGCUCUUUAUGACAUUUGCUUCCGAACUCUCAAACUUACUACCCCGAGCUUUGGAGACCUUAAUCAUUUGAUUUCUGCCACCAUGAGUGGUGUAACUUGCUGCCUUCGAUUCCCUGGUCAGCUCAAUUCUGAUCUCCGCAAGCUUGCUGUUAACCUCAUCCCAUUCCCUCGAUUGCAUUUUUUCAUGGUUGGAUUUGCUCCGCUCACUUCUCGUGGGUCACAACAAUACAGAAACCUGACUGUUCCCGAGCUCACUCAGCAGAUGUGGGAUUCAAAGAACAUGAUGUGUGCCGCUGAUCCUCGUCACGGUCGUUAUCUGACUGCUUCAGCAAUGUUCCGGGGGAAAAUGAGCACCAAGGAAGUUGAUGAGCAAAUGAUUAAUGUACAGAACAAGAACUCUUCUUACUUUGUUGAGUGGAUUCCUAACAAUGUGAAGUCUACUGUCUGUGACAUCCCUCCAACUGGACUGAAGAUGGCCUCAACUUUCAUUGGCAAUUCCACCUCAAUUCAGGAGAUGUUCCGUAGGGUCAGCGAGCAGUUUACAGCAAUGUUUCGAAGAAAAGCUUUCCUGCAUUGGUACACUGGAGAAGGUAUGGAUGAGAUGGAGUUUACAGAGGCUGAAAGCAACAUGAAUGAUUUAGUUUCUGAGUACCAACAAUAUCAAGAUGCGACAGCUGAAGAGGAAGAGUAUGACUAUGAAGAUGGCGAGGAAGAAGGUCAAGAAGCUUAACUAGUUCAACUUGUGGAGAAAUUUUGAGUGCUGUAAUGCAGUAGGGCUACUGUUCAUUUUUUAAAUCUUGUUUAGGGUUUGGAUUUUUUUUUUUGCAUGCGACAUCGUGGUGGCGUAGUUCCUCAGUGCCUUGUAGUUAUAGUUGGUAUUGCUUCACAUACCUAUUACUGAAAUCUAGCUCUUUGAAUUCUAUUGGUACAAAUAUUUUGUGAAAAGGGAAGCGUGGCUUAUUUCAAAAACAAUUAUAGUGUCUCUCAACGUGUCAGUUUAGAUUUGUUGA
Molecule: messenger RNA, 1685 nt
Organism: Nicotiana attenuata
Lineage: Eukaryota; Viridiplantae; Streptophyta; Magnoliopsida; Solanales; Solanaceae
Product: tubulin beta-1 chain-like
Exons: 3
Coding region: 62-1405 (447 amino acids)
Biological process (GO): microtubule cytoskeleton organization; mitotic cell cycle
Cellular component (GO): microtubule; cytoplasm
Molecular function (GO): GTPase activity; GTP binding; structural constituent of cytoskeleton
Source: RefSeq, a predicted model, not a curated record